AUGUCACAUCUGUAUUUUAUUCUUUACCAUGUCACGUCUGUAUUUUAUUCUUUACCAUGUCACAUCUGUAUUUUAUUCUUUACCAUAUCAUAUCUGUAUUUUAUUCUUUACCAUGUCACAUCUGUAGUUUAUUCCGUACCAUGUCACGUCUGUAUUUUAUUCUUUACCAUAUCAUAUCUGUAUUUUAUUCUUUACCAUAUCAUAUCUGUAUUUUAUUUUUACCGUGUCACAUCUGUAUUUUAUUCUUUACCAUAUCAUAUCUGUAUUUUAUUCUUUACCGUGUCAUAUCUGUAUUUUAUUCUUUACCAUAUCACAUCUGUAUUUUUAUUCUUUUACCAUAUCAUAUCUGUAUUUUAUUUUUACCGUGUCACAUCUGUAUUUUAUUCUUUACCAUAUCAUAUCUGUAUUUUAUUUUUUACCGUGUCAUAUCUGUAUUUUAUUCUUUACCAUAUCAUAUCUGUAUUUUAUUCUUUACCAUAUCAUAUCUGUAUUUUAUUUUUACCGUGUCACAUCUGUAUUUUAUUCUUUACCGUGUCAUAUCUGUAUUUUAUUUUUACCGUGUCACAUCUGUAUUUUAUUCUUUACCAUAUCAUAUCUGUAUUUUAUUCUUUACCAUAUCAUAUCUGUAUUUUAUUUUUACCGUGUCACAUCUGUAUUUUAUUCUUUACCAUGUCACAUCUGUAUUUUAUUCUUUACCAUAUCAUAUCUGUAUUUUAUUCUUUACCAUGUCACAUCUGUAGUUUAUUCUUUACCAUAUCACAUCCGUAUUUUAUUCUUUACCGUAUCAUAUCUGUAUUUUAUUCUUUACCAUAUCACAUCUGUAUUUUAUUCUUUACCGUGUCAUAUCUGUAUUUUAUUCUUUACCAUAUCAUAUCUGUAUUUUAUUCUUUACCAUGUCACAUCUGUAGUUUAUUCCGUACCAUGUCACGUCUGUAUUUUAUUCUUUACCAUGUCAUAUCUCUAUUUUAUUCUUUACCAUGUCAUAUCUGUAUUUUAUUUUCACCGUGUCAUAUCUGUAUUUUAUUCUUUACCAUAUCACAUCUGUAUUUUAUUCUUUACCAUAUCAUAUCUGUAUUUUAUUCUUUACCAUAUCAUAUCUGUAUUUUAUUUUUACCGUCUCACAUCUGUAUUUUAUUCUUUACCAUGUCACAUCUGUAUUUUAUUCUUUACCAUAUCAUAUCUGUAUAUUAUUUUUACCGUGUCACAUCUUUAUUUUAUUCUUUACCGUAUCACAUCUGUAUUUUAUUCUUUACCGUGUCAUAUCUGUAUUUUAUUCUUUACCAUAUCAUAUCUUUUAUUCCGUACCAUGUCACGUCUGUAUUUUAUUCUUUACCAUGUCAUAUCUCUAUUUUAUUCUUUACCGUGUCAUACCUGUAUUUUAUUCUUUACCAUAUCACAUCUGUAUUUUAUUCUUUACCAUAUCAUAUCUGUAUUUUAUUCUUUACCAUAUCAUGUCUGUAUUUUAUUUUUACCGUGUCACAUCUGUAUUUUAUUCUUUACCAUGUCACAUCUGUAUUUUAUUCUUUACCAUAUCAUAUCUGUAUUUUAUUUUUACCGUGUCACAUCUGUAUUUUAUUCUUUACCAUAUCAUAUCUGUAUUUUAUUCUUUACCGUGUCAUAUCUGUAUUUUAUUCUUUACCAUAUCAUAUCUGUAUUUUAUUCUUUACCAUAUCACAUCUGUAUUUUAUUCUUUACCGUGUCAUAUCUCUAUUUUAUUCUUUACCAUAUCAUAUCUGUAUUUUUUUCUUUACCAUGUCCCAUUUGAAUUUUAUUCUUUACCAUGGCACAUCUGUAUUUUAUUCUUUACCAUAUCAUAUCUGUAUUUUAUUCUUUACCAUAUCAUAUCUGUAUUUUAUUCUUUACCAUAUCACAUCUGUAUUUUAUUCUUUACCAUAUCAUAUCUGUAUUUUAUUCUUUACCAUGUCCCAUUUGAAUUUUAUUCUUUACCAUGGCACAUCUGUAUUUUAUUCUUUACCAUAUCAUAUCUGUAUUUUAUUCUUUACCAUAUCAUAUCUGUAUUUUAUUCUUUCCCAUAUCACAUCUGUAUUUUAUUCUUUAUCAUAUCAUAUCUGUAUUUUAUUCUUUACCAUGUCCCAUUUGAAUUUUAUUCUUUACCAUAUCAUAUCUGUAUUUUAUUCUUUACCAUAUCAUAUCUGUAUUUUAUUCUUUACCAUAUCAUAUUUGUAUUUUAUUCUUUACCAUGUCACAUCUGUAGUUUAUUCUUUACCAUAUCACAUCUACAGCUCGCUCUCUCUCUCUCUCUUUCUCUUUGUCAACCCCUCCCUUUAUCUAUCUAUCUAUCUAUCUAUACUAUACUAUACUAUUUCUCAUUUCUUGUCUCUCAGAGAUAAAAGCCUAAGAAGAACAAGUAUCGACAGAAUGUUCGCUCCACUUUGCCCCACUCUUACUUUCUCUCUUUUUCCACUAUCCCUCUCUCACACUCAUAGACAUUGUCCCAACUUCCCACCAACUAUUUUUUUAUCUCUCUUUCUCCGCAUCACCUCUUACUUUUCCCCUGAAGGCUUAAAUCUCUCCACACAUAAAUAUUCUCUCUACACAUUGUCUCCUCUCACCUUCUCUCUUUUCCUCUAA
Acanthosepion pharaonis is the source of this 2592-nucleotide messenger RNA. Lineage: Eukaryota; Metazoa; Mollusca; Cephalopoda; Sepiida; Sepiidae. The record is from the annotation of a GenBank genome assembly.